Molecule: messenger RNA, 1161 nt
Organism: Microtus oregoni (creeping vole)
Lineage: Eukaryota; Metazoa; Chordata; Mammalia; Rodentia; Cricetidae
Product: urotensin-2 receptor
Exons: 1
Coding region: 1-1161 (386 amino acids)
Biological process (GO): blood vessel diameter maintenance; regulation of blood pressure; neuropeptide signaling pathway
Cellular component (GO): membrane
Molecular function (GO): urotensin II receptor activity
Source: RefSeq, a predicted model, not a curated record
AUGGCGCUGAGCCUGGAGUCUACAACCAAUUUCCCCACGCUGACCGUGUCAGAAACUGUGUCUGAGUUGCCUGGCGGCCCCAAUGUGUCCCUCAACAGUUCCUGGACUGGCCCAACAGAUCGCAGCUCCCUGCAAGACCUGGUGGCCACGGGUGCCAUUGGGGCAGUGCUCUCAGCCAUGGGUGUGGUGGGCAUCGUGGGAAACGUGUACACCCUGGUGGUCAUGUGCCGUUUCCUGCACGCCUCAGCCUCCAUGUAUGUCUAUGUGGUCAACCUGGCACUGGCCGACUUGCUGUACCUGAUGAGCAUCCCCUUCAUCGUAGCCACCUAUAUAACAAAGGACUGGCACUUUGGAGAUGCGGGCUGCCGUGUUCUCUUUAGCCUGGACUUUCUCACCAUGCACGCCAGCAUCUUCACUCUGACCAUAAUGAGCAGCGAGCGCUACGCAGCGGUGCUGAGACCUCUGGACACGGUGCAGCGCUCCAAGGGUUACCGUAAGCUGCUGGCACUGGGCACCUGGUUGCUGGCACUGCUGCUGACCUUACCCGUGAUGCUUGCCAUCCGGCUGGUUCACAGAGGCCCCAAGAGCCUUUGCCUGCCGUCCUGGGGCCCUCGUGCCCACCGUAUUUACCUGACGCUUCUCUUCGGGACCAGCAUUGUGGGGCCCGGCCUGGUCAUUGGGCUGCUCUAUGUCCGCCUGGCCAGGGCUUACUGGCUAUCUCAGCAAGCCUCUUUCAAGCAGACGCGGCGGCUGCCAAACCCCAGGGUGCUCUACCUCAUCUUUGGCAUCGUCCUCCUCUUCUGGGCCUGCUUCCUACCCUUCUGGCUGUGGCAGCUGCUGGCCCAGUACCACGAGGCCAUGCCACUGGCACCCCAGACUGCACGCAUUGUCAACUACCUGACCACUUGCCUCACUUACGGCAACAGCUGCGUCAAUCCCUUCCUUUAUACACUGCUCACCAAGAACUAUCGUGAGUACCUGCGUGGCCGCCAGCGAGCACUGGGUAGUAGCAGUUGCCGUGGCCCAGGGAGUGCUGGCAGUUUCCUGCCCAGCCGAGUCCACCUCCAGCAGAAUUCCGGCCGCUCGGUGUCCUCCAGCAGCCAGCAGACCACAGAGACCCUCAUGCUGUCCCCAGUUCCCCCUAGUGGGGCCUUUGUCUAA